Molecule: messenger RNA, 2837 nt
Organism: Oreochromis niloticus (Nile tilapia)
Lineage: Eukaryota; Metazoa; Chordata; Actinopteri; Cichliformes; Cichlidae
Gene: hyal2b
Product: hyaluronidase 2b
Biological process (GO): hyaluronan catabolic process; carbohydrate metabolic process
Cellular component (GO): cytoplasmic vesicle
Molecular function (GO): hyalurononglucosaminidase activity; hyaluronoglucuronidase activity
Source: RefSeq, a predicted model, not a curated record
GUAAAUGGAGCGAACUGUUGUUGCUCAACUCACCACUCCUGCCAUGGUCUGAGAGAAUUGAUUAAUUAGUAGUCAUCGAUAUGCCCAGAAAAAAGUGAGGUUGUUCCUCACAUGGCAGGGCAGUGGAAAAUAACUUACCCGACGAUUACAUGAAUGGAAUAAACUUAAGUCCUCGGCUUCAGCGGAACAGGUUAGAAUGGACACGAAGAAGAAACCCGUUAGCUAACUUAGCACGGUAGUCCGUUUCAAUGAAACUUUGAGCUAGCGGCGAGGUAACGUUCGUUAAUGUAUUUUUUUUUUUUUUUUAGUAUAUAUAUGUUUUAACAUUUUAGCAUUACAUUUUCUUUUACCAGUAGCCUAUUUAGCUAUCCUCCCACAACUAUUUUCAAAACAAAGAGGGGUGAAGGGUGAGCUGUAACCAUGGAGGCUGCAUUUCACCCUUUCUUCACCACAACUGGCCAGCUGCCCUGGUUGCUUCUGACUGUGUUUACAUCGUGGACAGCCUUUUGUUCUGCAGAUAUAAAGCAGACAAGAAGGCCAUUAUAUACCCAGAAGCCAGUUCUUCUUGCCUGGAAUGCCCCAACACAGGAGUGUGAACCACGACAUAGAGUAACCUUAUCUUUGAGCCAGUUUGACAUUGUAGCGACACCCAAUGAGGGCUUUGUGGGGCAAAACCUUACAAUCUUCUAUAAGGAACGUCUUGGGUUGUAUCCCUACUAUAAGCAUGAUGGCAGUGCGGUGAAUGGAGGCCUUCCACAACUUGUCAGCCUCAUUGAGCACUCAAAAAAAUGCCUGAAGGCCUUAAAAAAAUACAUAAAAGUGUCAGGGGCAAAAGGUUUGGCUGUUAUUGACUGGGAGGAGUGGCGUCCUAUAUGGGUCAGAAAUUGGGAUGCUAAACUUAUCUAUCGAAAUAAAUCCUGUGCAAUGAUAGCCAAAAAGAACCCUACAUGGACCUCAAAACAAGUGGAGAAAGUUGCAGAACAAGAAUUUGAGCUAUCGGCUCAAAGAUUCAUGCAGGAGACUUUGAAACUGGCCAAGAAUAUGAGGCCCAAUCAGCUGUGGGGCUUCUACCUGUUUCCAGAUUGUUACAACCAUGACUACAAGAAUGGUCUGCAAAACUACACAGGCCACUGUCCUCCUGUGGAGGUGGACCGCAAUAACCAUCUCAACUGGUUGUGGAUGGAAUGUACAGCACUUUUCCCGUCAGUAUACAUGGAACCUGUGCUGCGCUCAACAAGCCAAGGACGCCUUUUUGUCCGGAACAGGGUGAAGGAGGCAAUGCGCCUGGCAUCUGUUGGGGAUGGAUUAGCACGUCCUGUUUAUGUUUACACCCGACCCACCUAUAUCAGUCAAACAACUCUCCUAACUGAGACAGAUUUGGUCUCCACAAUCGGCGAGAGUGUUGCACUUGGAGCUGCAGGUGUAAUCUUCUGGGGCGACACCUCUCAUGCAAGCAGCAGUGCCAACUGCUCAACACUAAAUGAUUAUCUUAAGGGACCGCUGGGCCGGUACCUGCUCAAUGUGUCCACAGCAGCAGAGCACUGCAGUCGUGUGCUAUGUAAUUUCAGCGGUCGCUGUCUUCGCAGAAUAGCAGACAGUGAUAUAUAUCUGCAUCUCAGCCCUUCAAUACACAAGAUAACUAGUCAGAGUGGCCAGCUCAAGGUUACAGGAACGCUCAGCCAAACUGAGAAGACUUUUUUCCGCAAGCACUUCCAGUGCCAGUGCUACAGUGGGUACAGGGGUGAUAACUGUACUUCGAAAGAAAAAGAGCCCAAUAGAGCCUCCUCUGUAUUAGGGACUUGGCCUCUUUGCCUUUUACUUCCGCUCGGACUCCUUACUCUUCUGCAUUGAGGAAACGAAGACUAUUUACUGUUUCAGCGAGCCUAGAAGUGGACAGUUUAGACUUUUAUGGAUAAAUAUGGAAAUUAUAUUGAUGCAUUGACAGUACCAAGUAAUCUGAGACCUCCCCAAGCUGCAGGUUUUUGUCCUGGCAUGCAGACCAAUGGAACAUAAAUAUCUGUGGGUAGCAAGUUGCAGCAUGAGAUCUCUAAUUUUCAAACAAUGGGUUGAAAUUGUCCUACCACCAAGAUUACCUUGUAGAAAAUCAUAUCUAAAAUCAGUCUUUUCUCAAGGUAAUCACCAGAUAAAUGAAUGUUGAAUAGCUUUACAGGACCUUAAUGUAAAUGUUUCACCAUCUCCAUAGUGAAGAGAAGCCAAAGAUAUCUAUUUUUGAAAGCUUUUUUUAUGAUUGGUGUAACAUCAGAACAACAGCACAUGGCUUAAAGUGGAUAAAAGGGAACAGACGCACAUAUAUUUACAGGUUAUUGGUGCCUCACGGCAAAACAGACACUAUAUUAUAAUAGUAUUAUAUAGUAUGAAUAUCGAGCUCUUAAAUGUCUUAUAAAUGAAAUACAAGCCCGUCUUAAAUCUUUUGUAAUUUUUUGCUUAUAGAAACAUCAAGGCUGGACCUGCUCGUUUUCAGUUCAAUAUUGUGCCUUAAAAGGGCUACAACCGGCUCUCUUUUGCAGUUGCCUUUGUUUACAAGUCUUUAUGUCCUUGCUUUAUAUUGAUAUAAACUCCAUCAUGGCUAACAAUUUUAUUAUAACCAAACAGUGCAGACCAAAUACAUACAUGCUACAAGGUAUCCAUCAACUGUGAAAACAGGUCAUAAAACAUUAGGAAAUAUAUCACACUGGCAAUUUAAACACAACUUUACACUAUAACUGACUGUGGUUUACACAUUUGCCUAACAAGCCAAAUAGCCCCCCAGUUUGAUCCUGGGAAGACAAAACAGAUCCCUUUACGGUUUCAUCAGGAAGGGCAUCCAGUAAAAAAUA